Dinoponera quadriceps is the source of this 2653-nucleotide messenger RNA. It is a transcript of the gene Hus1-like, whose product is annotated as checkpoint protein HUS1. NCBI's taxonomy places the organism in Eukaryota, Metazoa, Arthropoda, Insecta, Hymenoptera, Formicidae. Gene Ontology annotation, biological process: meiotic DNA integrity checkpoint signaling; nucleotide-excision repair; mitotic intra-S DNA damage checkpoint signaling. The transcript has 3 exons. Bases 1749 to 2579 code for a protein of 276 amino acids. The record is from RefSeq and is a predicted model, not a curated record. Gene Ontology annotation, cellular component: nucleolus; checkpoint clamp complex; site of double-strand break.
UAUACCUUGAUCCCCGUACCCUCCCAGAUAUUUGUAUUGAAUAACUAAAAAUGGUUAAAUAUUCAUGCCAUCCUUCUUCAAUUACCUCCGAAUCCUUCGGAGUCUCUAUCACCGUACGAAAAUUUAUGCAGAGCUGAAAGUCUUUAAUGUUACCUCGCCAGUGCUUCGUGCAACGUGAAUUACCAAACAUAAGAUUUGAAUUUAUUCGUCAAAAUUUAUUUCGUUCCCUCCAAAGUAAUCCUCUUCCACUAUAAUGCAUUUACGUCAACGUUUUUUCCAAUCUUCGAAACAUGCUUUAAAGUCGUUUUCGUCAAACCCUUCUCGGACUCGCAGCGAAUUUUUUUUUUUAUGUCAUCAAUCGAUUCAGAAUGAAGCGGAAAUUUUAGUCGGGGAAAAAAUCACACAAUGCCAUAUCAGGUGAAUAUGGAAUUUGCGGGGCCGUAUUUGUUGAAUUUUUGACCAAAAAUUCACGAACAACAAAAGCAUUGUGAGCAGGUGCAUUAUCGUGGUGCAAAAUCCAAUUAUCUCGCCACAAAUCAGGUAGUUUUCUGCAAAUUGCUUCACACAAACGACGCAAAAUGCUCAAAUAAUAUUAUAAUUAUAUUAAAUAUUAUAAUAAUAUUCCUUAUUGGCAGUUUGAUCAGUCGGAAGGAAUUUGUGAUGCAUAACACCACGACAAUUGAAGAAAACAGUCAACAUUAUCUUGAUUUUUGAUUGACUUUGACGUGGUCUUUUCGGUCUUGCUUCACCUUGCGAGCGCUUUGAUUGUUGAACUGUUUCGGUGACAAAAGCGCAGAUUUAUGUUUCAUCACUCGUAAUGAUGCGUUUUAAGAACGAUUUGUCUCCAGAAAACAUUUCCUCGGUCGUUUUAACACGUUUUUUUGGAAAAAAUUCUACGUUUUCGGGAUGACUCGAGAUGCGACGCGCCGCAAGUCUAAAUGAUCUUUUAAAAUUGCUUGACAGAUCCAAACGAUAUUGAAACAUGUUGAAUAAUGUCCCUAAUUGUUAAACGACGAUCAUUGAGCACCAAAUCUCUGACUUGAGCGUCGUCUUACUCAUCAGUUGAAGUGGAUGGUCUAUCAGAGCAUUCCUUGAACAUCUUGUACCAUUCGGAAACUCUGAUUUUUGAUAGAGUAUCGUCACCAAAGGCGUUUUGCAACAUUUCCAAGUUUUUGUAAUAGUAAUUCCAUUGCAAAAGCAAAAUUUAAUGCACGUUCUUUGCUCAAUUACACUCGACAUUUUGGGAAAUCGCCGAAGCAAAAAUUUUUCACACAAAAUAUAAGCGUUUAUUUGCAAACGCAAACAGAUAAUAACUAGAUGGCGAUGAAACUCGUACCAACCUGAGAAAGAAACGAUAACAGCGCCAUCUUGCACGCAUGCAGUUUAAAUAAACCGUUCCUGAUACUUUUCGAUUACAGUAGUAUUUCUCAGAGAAAAACAAACUUCACACAAAUAUUUUUAAAUGUAUGUAUUUUAAGAAUAUGUAAUAAGAAAAAAAAUGGCCAAAUAUUUUUUUCUCCAUGUAAUUCCCCCCUUAAAUAUCACUCUACCCUCAAUGUGGUAUUUCUGAACGCAGCCUAAAAUUGGUUCAGAAAGUGCAGCCAUAAAGAACAGAUCUCUACAGUCGCUGAGUAUUCGCCUAUCCGUAGCCGUGGACGUUUUCCGCGGCAAUUUCAUAUAUCGUUGCGAUGUUCGCCGGCGUCGAUGGCGACACGAAUGUCAACGAUAAACACACGAUUUAAGCGAAGAUGAAAUUCAGAUGCAGAAUGAUGGACGCGGGCUCCAUGCGGGAUUUCACGAGCAUCGUCAACACCAUAUCCCGGAUGGCGAAAUUUUGCGUCCUGCGCCUCACACCGGACGAACUGUGCUUCAACGUCGGCGACGAGAGAGUGCCUGUGCUCUGGGCGGUGCUCUCUCAGGAGCACUUCUUCACCGAGUACACGAUGGUCGGCGUAUGUGAAGAUGAGAACGAGAUCUGUCUGGAAUACGAUGCGUCGAUGUUCGCCCGGAGUUUGAACAGUCUGAAGGUAACGGCGAAGAGCGUGAAAAUCAAGUUGACAAAUAAGCGGCAGCCUUGCCUGACGUUCGAGAUCGACCUGUCCUCCGUGGCGAUCGAUUCGCGACAAUGUGUGCACGACGUGCCAGUGAGGCUGAUACCGCGCAAGGAGUGGCAGGAGUACAAAAUGCCCGUCAUCCCUGAAUUCGAUAUAUCCCUGGAGAUACCGCAGCUCAAGUACCUGCGGCACAUCGUGGAGAGGAUGAAGAGCAUGAGCUCCAGGCUGGCGGUGAUCGCCAACACACAGGGUACACUGAUGCUCAGAGUCGAGGUGGACCAAGCUACUGUAACGACUCACUUCAAAGGUCUGCGGGUUUGGAGCAGGCAAGGAGAGCAGGAGGAAGAGAACGGUGAUGUUUCCGCGACUGUUAACGUAAAGAAGCUCGCGAUGUUUCUGGGCUGGGACAGCCUCCAUCCAGACAGUGUCAAGUGUAACAUAUUGCGGGAAAAGAUGGUGAAACUGACAUUGGAUGUGGGCGAUCACGUCAAGAUGCAUUACUUUGAGCCAGCUAUUGCUCUUUGAACAUGGUUCGGUGGAAGCUCUCAAUCACACAGCGAUGUUACCGAAAUGUAAAAUAUACGUUUAUUUCAAUCGUA